AUGGCUCCUUGGGACGAUUUCGACUCUAUCUUCUAUUUCAACAAGAACUUUACCUACGAUGGCAAGGUCAUUGAGCAGAUCGUCGCCAACCGCCGUGCGCUUGAAAACCAGCUGUUCGCCGACAGACUGCUAGGAUUGCUCGGAGUUAAAGCAGCCGUAGAAUAUCUGACCGAGCCUUCUAUCAUUCCAACUUUCCCGGAUGAAAUCCUCUAUGUCCUUACUCUUCCUCGGCUUCCCAAGCACGAUGACAGCCUCGUAAUGGCAUACUACCUUACUGUUUCCCCGCCUUUGGCAUCGGAGAAGGUCCAGCGAGCCUUCUUCAAGACGCUCUGUCGGUCAAGCAUUACGGAGGCCUUCUACUUCACCCGCAAGAACGACGACACUCUACGUCGAAGCUACCUUACACAGCUCAUUGAGUUCGUGCACACAACCGACGCUGGCCAACUUCGGAGCAGUCGCGCGCUGGAACUGAUCGGCCUUCCAUUCGACGAUCAAGAAGAGGAAUGGUUCGAGGAUGCUCUGCUUCACGGUAGUGCAAAGGGUCUCCAUGGCUCCAAGGACACAGUCAUGAUGCGCCGCCUUGCAAGUGGCAAGUUGAGUGGACUGGCCCAGGAGCUUGAGUCCCUCGGUGGGGAGAAGAUUGACGGACUGAACUGGGAUGUCCUGAGGCAGAGCGUCACACAUACACAGACUUCUCACUCCAGCGCUAUUUUACAUGGGACCUUUCUGACACCCCACAGCUAUGGAAUCACUACGGCGGACAUCAAGGCCGAUCUUACCGCCGGUAAAGGCCGGCCAGAAUGGGUUUUUUCCUGCUACGGUCCCGGCAGAAACGCCCCAAGGCAAUUAUUUGGAGGCGCUAAUCGAGAGCGGAGUUUUGAAGAACUGCGACUGCGCCAUUAUGAAGCUGCCGCAGCAGGCAACGCCGACCAGGCAGUCCAAGAAGCUCAAGCUCUGUAUGGGGAGGCAUUGAAGCAGAUGGAUGUCAUCCUGAAUGAUCUAAACGGUGCUGUGAAGUAUGUCGUCGACGGUAUCAAUGAACAUCCCAACAGAAUUGAUAUCGUGGAGGGCAAGACCGGCCCUGCUUCCACCCCAGCACCUUCUGCUUUCGGUCAGCCCUCGCAACCUAGCCAACCUUCACCAUUCGGGCAACCCGCUGCUCCCAGCUCAGCACCGGCUUUUGGUCAGCCUUCAGGAUUAGGCAGUCAACCCUUUGGCAAGCCAUCUGCGUUCGGUCAGCCGUCAGCCUUCGGGCAGCCCUCGGCCUUGGGCCAAACAUCUGGCCUGGGGCAAGCACCUGGCUUCGGACAACCUAGUGCUUUAGGUCAAGGGUCUGCAUUUGGACAGCCCUCAGGCUUGGGAGGAGGGCAGUCGGCAUUCGGUAAACCAGCCUUUGGCCAGCCUAGCUUUGGUCAGCCUUCUACCGGCCAGUCUUCGUUCGGCCAGCCAUCAUCACUCGGAACAUCGGCAUUCGGGACACCUGCUGCGGCCUCCCCAUUUAGUCAGAUAUCAGCUCCUAGCCAGCAACCAAGCGGCUUUGGUCAGUCCGCCGGACAAGCAUCACCGUUCGCACAGGUCGGGAGUCAAACCCCCGCCGCGUCUUCUGGCUUCGGUCAACCCUCGACAACACAGCCUGCUGGUUUCGGCCAACCGUCACAGACAGCUUCGCCUUUUGGUCAACCACAACAACAACAACCGGCCUCAAACCCGUUUGGACAACCCUCCACGGCCGCAGCUCCGAGUCCCUUCGGGGCUCCAAGCCAGCCAGCUGCAUCUUCAGGAUUUGGACAGCCCGCUAGCGGAUUUGGACAGUUAGGCCAAUCAGCGCCUGCUCCCGCUCUUGCAUCCACGCCAACAGCUACCGCAGGAACCGGCCCUCCUGCCAUCAUCAAGAUAGACAACCCGAAUGAGCUACACCCCAUCCCACCGCUGACAGGUCAGACCAUCCGCGACCCUAUGACCAAGAGGCUCUCAGCCUGGAAGGGGCAACCCGUCAAGUACAUCAACAACGAACCCUGCUAUUUACAUCCGCAGGAUCGUCAGACCUACGUCCGCAUCUUCUUUCCAGAUGGACCCCCUGAUGCAGCCAGCUUACGGGACGCACAUGGCAAAGACGAGGAGUAUACAGCUGAGGUCACUGCGCAGUACGAGUUCUUCGUGCAAAACGGAUGCUUCAAGGACGGAGUGAUUCCGAGCGUGCCCCCGAAGACGGAAUGGGUGAGCUUCGACUUUUAGCCAAUCCAGGCUCUUGGGCUUUCUUUUACAUGGUUUACUUGGGCAUUGUAUUAUAUAGAUCAUUAGCAUUAUUAACGGACGGAAUGGGCGUCCAGGCUGGAAAUUCUGACACGGAACAACGGAAGCAGUUAAGUCACUGCUAGUUUUGAUACCAAUACACUACACUACAAUCCAUACAAUCAUUCACUCCGAUAAGGGAAAUAGUUUACUGCUUUUUGAACUUUUUCAUUUUCAAGCCAGGAACUGGCGGGUAUCGACGAAUGCCUAGCACGGCCGCAGCAGCACCACAAAACAUAACCUCAUCGUCCGCGCCACCCCUGUCACGAACCCAAACCGUAUCCAGUGAAGGAAGAGGUAGGGAUUUGUUUAAGCAGCAAUGGUGACCUCAACCUCAACACCAGCCUCGAUGUUGAUGAUGAUCUGCUUGACGGUCUCGGUGGGGGCGAGGAGGCUACACAU
Molecule: messenger RNA, 2694 nt
Organism: Aspergillus costaricaensis CBS 115574
Lineage: Eukaryota; Fungi; Ascomycota; Eurotiomycetes; Eurotiales; Aspergillaceae
Exons: 3
Coding region: 1-2235 (744 amino acids)
Source: RefSeq, a predicted model, not a curated record